CAGGCGACAAGGAGCGGCUGACCAGGUAACUCUGGCCCAACUGCUCCCAUGGCUGCCCCUACCAAGAGUGCCAGGCUCUCCGUCGCCGUCGAGAAAACUGGAAAAUGGGUUUUAUCUCAGGAUGUUCCGAGCGACGUGGUGGUUCAAGUUGGAGAGACCAAUUUCUGCUUGCACAAGUUCAUGUUAGUGACCAAGUGUGGCCACAUAAGGAAAUUGAUCUUGGAGAGCUCGGAAACGGAUCUGUCAAGAAUUGACCUGCCGGAUUUGCCAGGUGGGCCUGAGAUUUUCGAGAAGGUGGCCAAGUUCUGCUAUGGUGAAAACUUCGAGAUCACUGUGAGAAAUGUGGCCGCGCUCCGCUGUGCGGGAGAGUACCUGGAAAUGUCUGAAGCUUAUUGCCAGGAAAACUUGAUCUCUCGAACGGAGGAAUUCCUUGCACGAGCCGCACUCACCACCUUUUCCGGUGCCAUCGCCGUGCUUAAGAGCUGUGAGGAGUUUAUGCCCAUGGCUGCGGAGCUAGAAAUAGUUCAGCAGUGCUUGGAUGUUGCAAGCUUGAAGGCUUACAACGAAUCAAAUUCCCCCAUGAGGCCUCCUCCUGGAAGGUGGAUGGAGGAGCUCUCCAUCCUGUCUGUCGAUUCCUUCAAGCAAUUCAUGGUCUCCCUCAAAUCUCGAGGCGCGCGGAUGCAGACCCUCGCUGCCACGGUCAUGACGUUCGCCGAACGUUCCCUUCGGGAGCUCGUUCGUGACCGGACCGGAGGUGCGGCGAUCUCCGGUCGGGCGGGCGACGUCAAUCAGAGAAGGCGGCAAAGGGAGACGCUCGAGGGGAUCGUCGGGACAAUGCCGGACGAGACAACUGCAUUCCCGGUGUCCUUCCUAUGUUGCCUUCUCCGGGCCGCCAUAUUCUUGGACUCCGCCCUCGCGGUGCGGGGCGAGUUGGAGCAGCGGGUGGCGGCGGUGCUGGAGCAUGCGGCAGUGGACGACCUACUCGCGGUGGGAAUGGGGUACGAGGGCGAGCGGCUGGUGGACCACGAGAGCGUGAGGCGGAUUGUGGCGGAGUUCGCGGAGAAGGAAAAGGAGAGGAAAGGGAGCAGCUUAAGGGACGCGGCAGUGAGGGGGACCGCCUCCGAGGCAAUGCAGAGGGUGGCGAAGACGGUGGACUUGUACCUGGCGGAGAUCGCCACCGACGGCGACCUGAGCAUAUCUACGUUCACGGCGAUGGCAGUGCUCAUCCCGAAGUCGGCCAGGACCCAUGAUGACGACCUCUACAGGGCCGCCGAUAUCUACCUGAAGGCACAUCCUGGACUGGAUGAAAUAGAUAGAGAGAAAGUGUGCAGCAUCAUGGACCCCUUGAGCCUCUCACAUAAUGCAAGGGUGCAUGCUUCCCAGAACAAGAGGCUCCCUGUUCAGGUCGUGCUGCAUGUUGUGUACUAUGAUCAGCUUACGGUCAGAUGUGAGGAUCACAAGCUCUCUGAUGCCUCCAUUACCAGAAACCAAGUUAGUGCAGAUGUUUCCUUGAUAAGAGAGAAUGAAUCUCUGCGGAUGGAGCUGGACAAGAUGAAGGCGAUCGUCUCGGGUCUGCAGAGAGGUUCGGAGCCAGCAGCGGCAGCAAAAACAUCAAAGCGGCCAACCUUCUUUGCAUCUGUGUCGAAGACAUUUGGUAAGCUGAAUCCCUUCCGCCAUGGCUCGAAGGACACGUCACAAAUUGAGAUCAUCACUUGUGGGAGCAUCGAUAUCACAAAGCCCAAGAAGAGGAGGUUUUCUUUAUCUUGAUCAAUUGGCAAGCCCUGGAAUGUGUGUUUAUUAUGUUUUCCUUGUUAGCGGGUGUGUAAGAAAAUACAUUUUAAGCAGUCUAUGCUUUUAGUUUACAGGAAAAUCUGUGUGCAUGUGUACACGCACACCGACGUGCAUGUGUGUGUUCAUGUAAUUCUGUAUUCAUGCAUGGUUAUCUGCAAGCAUGGUAGGUUGCAAUCUAAUUGCACGGAUUUCGUGUGAUUAUCGCAUUGCAUUUCGC
Nymphaea colorata (pocket water lily) is the source of this 2008-nucleotide messenger RNA. RefSeq names its product root phototropism protein 2-like. The coding region runs from base 49 to 1767 and encodes 572 amino acids. The transcript is spliced from 5 exons. Lineage: Eukaryota; Viridiplantae; Streptophyta; Magnoliopsida; Nymphaeales; Nymphaeaceae. The record is from RefSeq and is a predicted model, not a curated record. Gene Ontology annotation, molecular function: protein binding.